Molecule: messenger RNA, 1207 nt
Organism: Anolis sagrei ordinatus
Lineage: Eukaryota; Metazoa; Chordata; Lepidosauria; Squamata; Anolidae
Source: RefSeq, a predicted model, not a curated record
GCCUCUUCAGUCCCGAGGAGAAGCAGAAGGAAAGCACACGAUGGAGGCCCCCCAAAAAGCAUGCUGGACCCUUCUGUGCCUGGCCGGGUGGGCCUUGCUGGCCGCAGGUUGUGCAUCUGCCACCGGAAAUGGGCCCCUGUGUUCGGACAACGUGGACUCAGAGGGCCCCGGCUGCCCCCACAGAAAGAAGGCGGCCACGCUCCUGCCCUCCUUCACCGAGACGACCUCCACAACCAUGAUGCCCACCACGUCGACAACACAUCACAACAUGACCAAUCACACCACCACCACUAGGCCCCCCACGCCGGCACCCACCACCCCCACCCACCACACCACUGUCAACGCCUCGCACCAUACCACGCUCCGCAGCCACUCCACGGCCCGCCCUCAGAAACACACCACUCCACACCACCACCGAAGGCAUACCACCACCGCUCACCACAAACACCACACCACCACGGAUCACCAUCCCCAUCCCACCACUUCGACACACCAUACCACGACCAGCCACCAAAAUGGUACCACAUCCCACCGGCCUCAUCCUACCCCUUCGCCCCAUCACACCACGACCCGCCAUCAUAACCUUACCACUGCUCACCAUCACAACUUUACCACGACUCACCCACCCCAUCCCAACACCACGGCCUAUCCCCACAAUCAUACAACGGCUCAUUUCCACAACCACACCACGGCCCAUCCCCAUAACCAUACCACGGCUCAUUUCCACAACCACACCACGGCCCAUCCCCAUAACCAUACCACGGCUCAUUUCCACAACCACACCACGGCCCACCCGCUGCCCACCACGGGUAACUCACCCACCCAUCACACCACGGCUGUGCUCACCACGCCGGCCCACCACACCAGCCCUCUGCCCCCAGUGCCACCCACUGUGAUGCCCUUUGUGCUAGUGGGAGACUACCGCGUGGAGAACGCUUCAGAGGUCUGCCUCCGGGCCCAGAUGGGGCUGCAACUCAGGGUCCGCUACACCAAGAAGGGGAAAGAGCAGGCCUGGGGGGAGUUCUCCUUGCAGCCCAACCGGACCAACGUCAACGGAACGUGCUUCGACAAGACCACGACCCUCACACUGAGUUUCCCAGAGGGCUUUGUUUUCUUCUUUUUCUCCAAGAAUGAAACUCAAAACACCUUCUACCUGAGCCGGGUGCAGGCCAAGCUGACGUACCAGUUUCCCCAGGCAGGAGAGUAA